Molecule: messenger RNA, 2659 nt
Organism: Neurospora hispaniola
Lineage: Eukaryota; Fungi; Ascomycota; Sordariomycetes; Sordariales; Sordariaceae
Product: putative carnitine O-acetyltransferase precursor
Exons: 3
Coding region: 332-2263 (643 amino acids)
Biological process (GO): carnitine metabolic process
Cellular component (GO): peroxisome; mitochondrion
Molecular function (GO): carnitine O-acetyltransferase activity
Source: RefSeq, a predicted model, not a curated record
CCCGUCUUGCCCGUCUCCAUCGACAACCAUCCCCCCAUGGGCCACCUCCACGAGUAAACAAUAUCCACGAGACAAGCCCAAAAGUGUCCACUUGUUCCGACUCCCGAGCUACCGAGUCGUAGUCGGCAGCACCCCUCAAGGUGUACAUCAAACCCACCGCCUCCACGUCUGCCUCAUAACUUGCCUCGCCUCCCGCGUCUGCCUCACUGUCCAGCUUUCUCUUUUUAUUCUUUUUUCCCUUUUCCGCUUCCCGUUCCCGUCUUCACUGCUUGUUAUUCUUCCUCCUCUUCUUCUUCUUCUUAGCUCCACCAUUGUCCGUGGUUAUCGAGUAAUGUUGGCUUCCAUUGUGCGAUCUGAGGCUCGGUCUACUACGCUUAGACACCUCUUUAGACAACCAACCUCCGCUGCUAUUUCCCCUCUUAGAAUCUCCGCCAUGGCGCAAACAAGGAAGAACAGCUCCCUCCCCGCCGGCUAUGUCGAGGACAAGUCCAAAGGCCCCAUGCUCCGCUUCCAAGAGUCUCUCCCCCGUCUACCCGUCCCUACCCUCGAGGAGACGGCUGCCCGCUACUACCAGUCUUUGAAGCCUCUUCUCAGUCCCCAGGAGCUCGAGAACAGUAAGAAGGCCAUUGAUGCCUUCAUUGCCCCCAAUGGUCCUGGUCGCAAGCUCCAGGAGAAGCUCGUCGCUCGUCGCGAGGACCCCAAGCAUAAGAACUGGCUCUACGAGUGGUGGAACGAUGCGGCCUACCUCUCCUACCGCGACCCCGUUGUCCCCUACGUCAGCUACUUCUACUCUCACCGCGAUGACCGCCGCCGCCGCGACCCUGCCAAGCGCGCUGCUGCCAUCACCACCGCCGCUCUCGAGUUCAAGAAGAUGGUCGACCAGGGCACUCUCGAGCCUGAGUACAUGAAGAAGCUCCCCAUCUGCAUGGACUCUUACAAGUGGAUGUUUAACGCCAGCCGCGUUGCUGCCAAGCCCGCCGACUACCCCGUCAAGUUCAGCGCCGACGAGCACAAGUACAUUCUCGUCAUCCGCAAGAACCAGUUCUAUAAGAUCCACCAUGAGGUUGGUGGUAAGCAGCUCAACACCGCUGAGCUCGAGCAGGCCUUCAAGCGCGUCUACGAGCUCGCCGCCUCGCGCGCUCCCGCUGUCGGUGCUCUCACCUCCGAAAACCGCGAUGUCUGGACCGACGCCCGCGCUACUCUCCUCUCCGCCGACCCCAAGAACGCCAAGGCUCUCGAGGCCAUUGAGGCUUCUUCCUUCGUCGUCUGCCUUGACGAUGCCGCCCCCGUCACCCUCGAGGAGCGCGCUCACCAGUACUGGCACGGUGACGGCCAGAACCGCUGGUACGACAAGCCUCUCCAGUUCAUCGUCAACGACAACGGCACCUCGGGUUUCAUGGGCGAGCACAGCAUGAUGGACGGCACGCCCACUCACCGCCUCAACGACUUCGUCAACGACGUCAUCUUCAACAACAAGCUCGACUUCUCCGACCCCUCGGUGCGCUCCAACCUGCCCGAGCCCGAAGCUGUCAAGUUUACCGUCACCAAGGACGUCCAGGCCGAGAUUGACCGGGCCAUUACUGACUUCAACAACGUCAUCGGCCAGCACCAGCUCGCGGUGCAGGCCUUCCAGGGCUACGGCAAGGGCCUGAUCAAGAAGUUCAAGUGCUCCCCUGACGCCUACGUGCAGAUGAUCAUCCAGCUGGCCUACUACAAGAUGUACGGCAAGAACCGUCCGACGUACGAGUCGGCCGCCACCCGCCGCUUCCAGCAGGGUCGCACCGAGACGUGCCGCUCCGUCAGCGAGGCCAGCGUGGCCUUUUGCAAGGCCGCCAACGACGCGAGCGUCGACGACAAGACCAAGGUCGAGCUCUUCCGCAAGGCCAUUGACUCCCACCUCGAGUACAUCUCGGCCGCCUCGGACGGCAAGGGCGUCGACCGCCACCUGUUUGGCCUCAAGCGCCUGCUCGAGCCCAACCAGGAGGUUCCCGCUCUGUACCAGGAUCCCGCCUACGGAUACUCGAGUUCGUGGUACCUGUCUACUUCUCAGCUGAGCUCCGAGUUCUUCAACGGAUACGGAUGGAGUCAGGUUAUUGACCAGGGAUUCGGUAUUGCUUAUAUGAUCAACGAGAACAGCCUCAACUUCAACAUCGUCUCCAAGGGCCUCGGCUCCGACAGGAUGAGCUACUACCUCAACGAGGCCGCCAACGACCUCCGCGAUCUCCUUACCCCCACUCUGGAGGCUCCCAAGUCCAAGCUCUAAGCUAUAGGCUGUAGGCUUUGGGGUAGGGCAUGGGAAGUUGAGGAAUGUGGAAAUAAGAGGAAGGGUAGGGAAAGAAAGGAAAUGAAGGGCAUGACAUGAGUUUUGGAUAAGGAAAAAGAUACAUAGAAUCCGGAAGGCGGAUACAAGGGAAGAAGAAGCAGAAGAAGAACAAGGAAGAACAGUAGCAUGCAUGUUGUACCCGUCCAUUUUAGCUAUAUAUCAUGAUGUCUUUUUUUUUGUCCUUUUUUUCUCUUUUUCCUGUUUUCUUUUGUUUGUUUCAACUUCAUAUAUACCAUCUGUUUCUACAUCUGGCUCAGGUAGUUUUUCUCUGAUGGGGAGGUGGGUCAAUAUUAAGUGGCAUACAUAUCUGAACAAAAUUUGCAUCAAGCCCCUGUG